Messenger RNA from Diplodia corticola, 372 nucleotides. RefSeq lists its product as uncharacterized. Lineage: Eukaryota; Fungi; Ascomycota; Dothideomycetes; Botryosphaeriales; Botryosphaeriaceae. The record is from RefSeq and is a predicted model, not a curated record. Bases 1 to 372 code for a protein of 123 amino acids. The transcript is spliced from 2 exons.
AUGGCUGACGGACACGACUCGGGUGGUCAUGUGGCCGACGUCUCGUCCCACAGCCCCGACCACCAUCGUGGCCACGGCCACGGUCAUGACGACAACCCGGACCACUCUCUCCAUCAGUCCGGGAACUUCCUACCGGCCUUGAACAGCCCCGAGUCGAACCGCAGGUGGAGCCGAAACGGAAACGAGUCUGAUGAAGAAGACGGCGACGCCGAAGAGCAACCGCUGCUGACCCGCCGCUCUCGCCGCAUCUACUCGCCCGCCCCGAUCCUCGCCAUUGUAGUCUUGGUCCUGAUUGUCGCCGUCAUGGGAAUCGUCGUCGUCGUGUCCAAGAGCCGGGAUGGAUAUACGGGUGCAAGCUCUUCUUCCCUUUGA